This is a messenger RNA of Lathyrus sativus (Indian pea), 2145 nucleotides long. NCBI's taxonomy places the organism in Eukaryota, Viridiplantae, Streptophyta, Magnoliopsida, Fabales, Fabaceae. The record is from the annotation of a GenBank genome assembly.
AUGAAACAAUACGCCACAAACAUCCACCAACGAAUCACCAAUGCCAAAUCAAACCUCACACGCGCCACAAACUUCACUCUAAAUCAAACCAACUCUGCAAAAUCUACUACUAACUUUGUCACACACUGUAAUGUCAAGAUUUCAGAAAAUGGUCGAAACGGCAACGUUAAAGCAGCAGAAACAAUAUUCCACAGAAUGCCCCGUAAGAACACUGUCACUUGGACAGCCAUGCUCACGGUUUAUGCCCAAAACGGUCAAAUUGCAAACGCCCGUAAACUGUUCGACGAAAUGCCUGAACGAACAACAGCUUCUUACAAUGCUAUGGUCUCUGCUUACAUUCACAAUGGUUGUAAUGUCACCAAAGCUUAUGAGCUUUUUACCACGACUCGCGACAGAAAUGCGGUGUCAUAUGCUGCCAUGAUAAUGGGUUUUGUUAAGGCAAGGAAGUUCAAUAUGGCUGAAAAACUCUACCUUGAAGCUCCACGUGAGUUUCGUGACCCUGUUUGUUCCAAUGCUUUGAUAUGUGGGUAUUUGAAAAUGGGUGAAACAAAGGAAGCUUUGAGGGUUUUUGAGAAUGUGAGGGAGAGUGAGAGGGAUGUGGUUUCUUGGAGUGCUGUGGUUGGUGGUUUGUGUAGAGAUGGGAAGGUUGGUUAUGCUAGAAUAUUGUUUGAUAGAAUGCCUGAGAGAAAUGUGGUUUCUUGGAGUGCAAUGAUUGAUGGGUAUAUGGAGAAAGGUUUGUUUGAAAAUGGGGUUUGUUUGUUUUUGGAUAUGAGAAGGGAAGGCAUUGUGGAGGUUAAUUCAACUACCAUGACUAUAAUGAUUAAAGGGUGUGGAAAUUGUGGCGGGGUGAAAGAGGGAAUGCAGAUUCAUGGGUUGGUUUCAAGGUUGGGAUUUGAGUUUGAUAGUGUUUUGAGUAAUUCUAUUAUUACUAUGUAUUCCUUGUUUGGUUGCACCGACAUGUCAAAGAAAGUGUUUUGUGCUAUGGCUAAUAAAGAGUUAGUUGCAUGGAAUUCUUUGAUUUCUGGAUAUGUUUAUAACAAUGAGGUGGAUUUAGCUUAUGGGGUUUUUGAGAGGAUGCCAGAGAAGGAUUUGAUUUCUUGGACAGCCAUGAUCAGGUGGUUGGCAAAGGAUGGAAGAAUUGGAAAGGCCAUUGAACUGUUUAAUACGUUGAAAGAGAAAGAUGAUUUUGUAUGGACAGUUAUUAUAUCUGGUUUUGUGAGUAAUGAGGAGUACGAGGAGGCUUUGCGUUGGUAUGUUCGGAUGAAUCAGGAAGGGUGCAGGCCAAAUCCUGUAACCAUUAGUAGUGUUUUUGCUUCUUCAGCUGCUUUGGUGGCACUGAAUGAAGGGCUUCAGAUUCAUUCCCAUGUUCUGAAGAUGAACCUGGAACAUGAUCUUUCAAUACAAAAUUCUCUUAUAUCAUUCUACGCCAAAUGUGGAGACAUAACCGAUGCCUACAAGAUCUUCAUAGACGUCGAUGAACCAAAUGUUGUCUCAUAUAACUCAGUCAUCAAUGGCUUUGCACAAAAUGGCUUUGGCAAAGAAGCUCUCAAUAUGUAUAAAAGAAUGCAGAGUGAAGGCCUUGAACCCAACCAUGUUACUUUGCUUGCGGUUCUUUCAGCAUGUACUCAUGCAGGAUUGAUUGAAGAAGGACGGAAUUUAUUUAACACCAUGAAAUCUCAUUACCGAAUUGAGCCAGAAGCUGAUCAUUACGCUUGCAUGGUUGAUCUACUAGGGCGUGCUGGUUUGCUUGAUGAAGCUUUUGAUUUAAUUUGUUCGAUGCCGAUAAAGCCUCAUUCUGGUGUUUGGGGGGCUCUUCUUGCUGCAAGCAAGGCUCAUCUACGUCUUGACCUUGCUAAGCUUGCAGCUCAACAUAUUACCGAGCUGGAGCCUGCAAAUGCGACACCUUACGUGGUAUUAUCCAACAUGUAUUCUGCCUCUGGUCAAAAGAUUGAGGGUGAGUUAGUAAGAAAGACCAAGAAUUUAAAAGGAAUAAAAAAAAGUCCAGGUUGUAGUUGGAUAACUAUUAAAGAUAAGGUUCAUCUGUUUCAUGCAGGGGAUCAAUCACACAUGAAUAUUGAAGAGAUAAAAGCAAUAAUAUUGACUAUAGAUAAAGGGAUGCAGUGGUUGUAUUAUUCUGGGUUCUGA